CGAACUGUUGUCUGCUGCUGUCGUCGGCCGCAACAACUCUAAAAGCACAGCUGGAGCUCGUGACCCAAACUCGUGAUUUACAUACAUUUUCACGCAAACUCUAAUGAUCACACGGUAUCAAGAAGCUUCCUUCAAGUAACUUGGUUUUCUUCUCCGGAAAUUGAAAGUGACUGAGCCGUCAACCAUUUAAUUCCUACGAUGUCGCGAGUAAUGAAGAAAAAGGUGUUACUGAUGGGCAAGAGUGGCUCAGGAAAGACAAGUAUGAGGUCCAUCAUAUUCGCAAAUUACAUCGCCAGAGAUACGCGGAGACUUGGAGCUACAAUCGACGUCGAGCACUCUCAUGUAAGAUUUCUUGGCAACCUUGUCUUGAACCUAUGGGACUGUGGAGGGCAAGAAGCUUUCAUGGAAAAUUACUUUGCGAGCCAGCGUGACAAUAUCUUCAGAAAUGUCGAAGUUUUGAUCUAUGUGUUUGAUGUCGAGAGUCGAGAGCUGGACAAAGACAUGCACUACUACCAGAGCUGUCUCGAAGCAAUCCUGCAGAACUCGCCUGAAGCCAAAGUCUUCUGUCUUGUGCACAAAAUGGAUCUGGUCCAAGAAGACCAAAGAGACAUGAUUUUCCAAGAGAGGGAGGAUGACUUGAAGCGGCUCUCUAAACCUCUCAAUUGCACAUGCUUUCGCACAUCAAUCUGGGAUGAGACUCUCUACAGGGCGUGGUCUAGCAUUGUUUACAUGUUGAUACCAAACGUCAAAGAGCUGGAACACAGCUUGCAAGAAUUUGCCAACAUAAUCGAUGCGGACGAGGUGCUGUUAUUCGAAAGAGCCACUUUCCUCGUCAUUUCUCAUUCCGAGCGGAGGAGCCACAAAGAUAUUCAUAGGUUUGAGAAAGUGAGCAACAUCAUCAAGCAGUUCAAGCUCAGCUGCAGCAAACUGGCUGCCCAAUUCCAAAGUAUGGAGGUAGUAAAUUCAAGCUUUGCUGCUUACAUAGACAUGUUUACCCCUAACACAUACGUCAUGGUCAUCUUAUCGGAUCCAACCAUCCCCUCUGCCGCAACACUUAUCAACAUUCGCAAUGCAAGGAAGCAUUUUGAGAAGCUGGAAAACCAAAGUCAGCAGGGCCAACUCUUGCCUGCCCGUCCUUAGGUGUGAUCUGCAAAAUUUUCUGUCUAUUUUUAUAAUUGGUGACUUGGAAAAGUGAUAAAAAUGUGACAAAAUAAUUUCUCGGCCGCGGCCAGUGAUACCCAAAAUUUGAUUGUUCAAAGCAGGAUGCAAUUAAAGACGUUUUUAAUUUAA
Molecule: messenger RNA, 1290 nt
Organism: Cloeon dipterum
Lineage: Eukaryota; Metazoa; Arthropoda; Insecta; Ephemeroptera; Baetidae
Gene: RagA-B
Product: Ras-related GTP binding A/B
Exons: 8
Coding region: 199-1140 (313 amino acids)
Biological process (GO): cellular response to starvation; negative regulation of autophagy
Cellular component (GO): nucleus; Gtr1-Gtr2 GTPase complex; lysosome
Molecular function (GO): GTP binding; GTPase activity
Source: RefSeq, a predicted model, not a curated record